Molecule: messenger RNA, 1207 nt
Organism: Aphidius gifuensis
Lineage: Eukaryota; Metazoa; Arthropoda; Insecta; Hymenoptera; Braconidae
Gene: Cdk7
Product: cyclin-dependent kinase 7
Exons: 5
Coding region: 153-1166 (337 amino acids)
Biological process (GO): protein phosphorylation; positive regulation of transcription by RNA polymerase II
Cellular component (GO): nucleus; transcription factor TFIIH holo complex; transcription factor TFIIK complex
Molecular function (GO): ATP binding; cyclin-dependent protein serine/threonine kinase activity; RNA polymerase II CTD heptapeptide repeat kinase activity
Source: RefSeq, a predicted model, not a curated record
UACUUUUAAUUAGUUUAUACAUACACACACACACAACACACACAGAAUAUUAUUCCACCUGUAAGCUUGGUUGUUAUAUUGACAACCGAAUAUUGUUAUUUAUUUAUUGUUAAUUUUGUUUAAUUAAAAAUUGAAAAAUCAUAUCAUAAGCAAUGACAGAUAAACUAAGAUAUGAAAAAAUUGAUUUUCUUGGAGAAGGACAGUUUGCUACUGUUUACAAAGCAAGAGACUCUGAAACUGAUCAAAUUGUUGCUGUUAAAAAGAUUAAAGUUGGAAGUCGUGCUGAAGCAAGAGAUGGUAUUAAUCGUACAGCAUUAAGAGAAAUUAAACUUUUACAAGAUUUACAUCAUGAAAAUAUAAUUGGUCUUUUAGAUGUAUUUGGACACAAAUCAAAUGUGUCAUUGGUGUUUGAUUUUAUGGAUACUGAUUUAGAAGUAAUAAUAAAAGACACAAAUAUUGUAUUAACAACAGCAAAUAUAAAAUCCUAUAUGAUACAAACACUUAAAGGUCUUGAAUAUUUACAUGAUAAUUGGAUUCUACAUCGUGAUUUAAAGCCAAAUAAUUUAUUGGUUAACAGUAGUGGAAUAUUGAAAGUUGGUGAUUUUGGUUUAGCAAAAUUUUUUGGUUCACCAAAUAGAUUAAAUACACAUCAAGUUGUAACAAGAUGGUACAGAUCACCAGAGUUGCUAUUUGGUGCAAGAUUAUAUGGUACUGGUGUUGACAUGUGGGCUAUUGGUUGUAUUUUAGCUGAAUUAUUAUUAAGAGUACCAUUUUUACCUGGUGAAACUGAUCUUGAUCAAUUAACAAGAAUAUUUCAGACACUUGGAACACCAACAGAAGAAACUUGGCCUAAUAUAUCAGAUCUUCCAGAUUUUAUACAAUUUAAACCAUUUCCAGGAACACCACUUAAACAUAUAUUUUCAGCUGCUGGUGAUGAUCUUUUAGAUUUAAUUGCAAUGUUAUUGAAUAUUAAUCCAUUAGAUCGUUGUACGUGUGAUCAAGCACUUCAAAUGACAUUUUUUAGCAACAAACCAGCACCAACAAUUGGAACAAAAUUACCAUUACCAUUAUCAAUUAGAAAAAUGCCAGAAGAUAAACCUAGUCUUAAACGUAAAUUAUUAGAAACAGUUGAUGGUGGAUCACUUGCUAAAAGGCUACAGUUUUGAUAUUUAUUAUUAAACAAUUUUUAUAUAUUUAAUUAUUGAAA